Molecule: messenger RNA, 2377 nt
Organism: Pollicipes pollicipes
Lineage: Eukaryota; Metazoa; Arthropoda; Thecostraca; Pollicipedomorpha; Pollicipedidae
Product: early growth response protein 3
Biological process (GO): regulation of transcription by RNA polymerase II
Molecular function (GO): RNA polymerase II cis-regulatory region sequence-specific DNA binding; DNA-binding transcription factor activity, RNA polymerase II-specific
Source: RefSeq, a predicted model, not a curated record
CAGGUUCCUCCCACAACCCGGUCAAGAUGAUCAUGGACGGCGGCGAGCUGGCGGCGGCGCCUAGUCUAGCCGACACGCACUUCAGCCUGCUGGGCUUCGACAGCUACAAGGAGCCGUUCUCGCCAUCGCUCAGUCCGAGCCAGCUGAGCGGCCCGGACCCCGAGAGUCUGAACACGCCGGCCGCGGCCGGCUCCGACAUCCCGUCCUUCUUCAGCAGCUUCCCGACCAUCACAGCAGCCGACGUCAGCGCGUCUGUGGCCGGCAGUCCGGCGGCGAGCUGCUCGAGCGCCGAGGAGCGGCCCGACGGCAGCAGCCCCUCGCCAGCGCCCUCGCACGCCUCCUCCACGCGCCCGGCGACGGCCGGCUCUGUUAGCCCGCACAGCGGCAUGUUCCCCUCGCACCAGCCGCCGCAGAGCGGCGCACACGGCGCCGACCCGCAGCGACUCAGCUACCGCGCCACGUUCGCCUCGGCGCCGGGCGGCGAGCAGCCGACGCAGCAGCCGGCGGCGCCCGGCGCGCCGCCGGCGGCGCUCGGCUCGUGGCUCUUCACGCCGCUUUUCUCGCUGUUCGGCCAGCCGACAGCAGAGCAGCAGGCCAACCAGCAGGCGCUGUUCCAGCAGCAGCAGCAACAGCACCAGCAGCAGCAGCAGCAGCUGCUCAGCCAACAGCAGCAGCAGCAGUUCGACCUAUGCGGCCGCGAGGCGUUCGCCGCCCCGGCCGGCUCCGACAUGUUGUUCGACCCGAGCGGCAGCUACGCGCUCAAGCCGUCGCCGGGCUUCGGCAGCUGCGGUGCGGCCGUGACGUCAGCGGCAGUGACGUCAUCGAUGCAGGCGCCGCAGCAGUGGCCGGCGCCGGCGUUCGGCGCCGGCUUGGAGUACGGCUUGGCGGCGGGCGGCGGCGCAGCCGGCCCCUCAGGCGUGCCGACGGUCGUGCCCAAGCAGGAGCCGUUCAGUGGCGAGCCGGCAGCGCAGCUGGCCGAGUACAGCCCCUCCACCAGCAAGGGGCACGAGAUCCUCUCGCACGUGUACCAGCAGCUGCCACUGCCGCUCAAGCUGCUGCCCGUCAAGCAGCGCAAGUACCCGAACCGGCCGAGCAAGACGCCCGUGCACGAGCGGCCGUACGCGUGCCCGGUGGAGGCGUGCGACCGGCGCUUCUCGCGCUCCGACGAGCUGACGCGCCACAUUCGCAUCCACACCGGUCAGAAGCCAUUCCAGUGUCGCAUCUGCAUGCGCUCGUUUUCGCGCUCCGACCACCUGACGACGCACAUUCGGACGCACACCGGCGAGAAGCCCUUCUCCUGCGAGGUGUGCGGCCGCAAGUUCGCCCGCUCUGACGAGAAGAAGCGGCACGCCAAGGUGCACACCAAGCAGAAGCUCAAGAAGGAGCCGCGCGCCGGCGGCGGUGGCGCGGCCGGCGGCGGCGCGCGCGGCCCGCUGUCGCACACGAUGACGUCACAGGACCCGGCCGUCAGUCGGUCGCCGUUGUGAGGCGCCCGCCGCGGCGGCCCACGGCGGUUGCCGCCGAAAUGCUAGUCCGACAUCUGCGUCGUUUUGUGAUAUUUGACGGCGGCGUUCGCUCGUGGCGCGCGCAAACCUGGCAGUACAAAGGGCCGGUGGAGGACCACGGAGGUCAUACUAUGACGUCAGCUUUAACUCGAGCCCGCCGGCGCCGGGCCGGGCGGCGAAUCUCAGCCCAUGUCCCACCUGUCCACAGGGUUCGUUUGUUCCAGGCAUUCAAAGAGGCGCGCGGGCGCCGGGCCCUUGCGCCAUUUUGCACAUUUCCGCCACAGGGGCGCAGCUAGCGACGCGCCGGGGCAGGUUAAACUUUGAGCCGUUUGGGAACAGGUCACAGGUUGCGUGCGCGUAAAACGAAAGUGGAGCGGCCAAUCGGGGGAAUGUCUGCGCGGGCUGAAACGGUGGCUAACGCUCGGGUCGGUGCCUGACCUGGCUGCGCCCCUGUCUCCGGAACCUGGUGGCUCUCGAUGCGGUAUCACCGCCGAUUCCAAACGCCGGUCAUCAUAUAUAACUCGUUGUUCAUGCGCACGUCAUGAUUGUUGGUGUACCUUGUUACUGUUCUUAUAUAAAUGCUUUUUGCUUCUCUGUGACCUGACGUGGCGCGAGCCGGCUCUGAGAGCGCUGAGUACGGUGGCGACGGACGCUUGUGCCGGAAUAUCGAGGGACGGUAUAUGCGGUAUGACUAUGUAGAAAUAACCCAGACGGGGAGAAAUGUCAUCGUAUUGAGGUGUAACCACGUAACACCACCAGUAUUGACAUCGCUGACAAGGUGGAAUCAUGUUUAGUUCAUAGUAAUUUAUUUUUGCUGCUAUGUCUUGAUGUGCUGUAAAAUAUGUUACAUGACUAAUACAUUUUAAUGACUA